This is a messenger RNA of Styela clava, 1824 nucleotides long. RefSeq lists its product as uncharacterized. The record is from RefSeq and is a predicted model, not a curated record. Lineage: Eukaryota; Metazoa; Chordata; Ascidiacea; Stolidobranchia; Styelidae.
GCUGUUUGUCAAAUUUUCUGUUUUUCUAGCGACCACCCUGUAUAAAGUUUACCGCAGAAUUUGUGACUUUUUGUCUGCGUCUGUUUUGUUUUACAAAGUUCGAAGAUUAAGUAUUUCGCGAUGUCAAAUAACAGAAACAGACAUGAUAAACUACAAACUCUUUGCUAGUAAGAAUUUUGUGUUUAUUCGACGGUUAGGAUAUACCAAUAUAAUACGCUAUUGUUGAACCGUUUUCAGUCUUUUAUGAUUUUUUUUUGGUUGAUUACAUAGAAACCCUUUAAUUAUGUACAAUGAAUUCACGAUCAUACAACCUUGAUAAUAAAUAAUUGAAAACAAUCAAGGACGUUUGGCUUACAUAUAAUAGGAGUGAUGUAAAACUAACAAGGUUAAUUACUGCCACUUACGAGAUAAUUGAAUAACGCUUUAGGGAAUAUUUUUCUCAUGGCGAAUAACUUUAUUCAACGAUACCUUUCUUGCUCAUGAGUGUUGAAGCCACGCAGUAAAAGCAAUUAUCAAUUUUGGAUCCUGAUUCAUGCAAUAAGUUUGUAUUUUGCCAAAAUUAGCUCAAAUAUGAUAGAUACUUCGUAAAAUUCGUACGUCAUUUAUCUUUGUAACUUCAUUGCAGGAAGCUUUAUAUACAAAACUACCCGUUAGCUUGCUUAUGAGAUUCUUUUUAUGCCCGUAUCCACCAGCAUGAAUGGGUAUACUGUGGUUAAUACCACCGAAGUUUAUGUGAGUAAUGUCACUGCAACUGAUGGAAAUACGAUUUGGAAAACGGAUCAACUUUAUCGAAAUUGGUUGACACUUGUAGCUGUGACGGGAUGUGGAUUCAUAUUAAAUCUUUACAUUGUAAUAGCGAUGAUCAUACAUUUAUCGAGGAUGAAAAAUCUAUCGAAAAGUCUUAAAAAGAAAGGACCAAAACGAUAUCGGAUUUUAAUGGAAAUAUCAUUGCUUAUAACUGCUUGUAUGGUGCUGUUCAACACCCCUGCUACUGAAAAAAUUAUCGUCGAGUUGUAUGUUCCAAGCCUGUGUCCCGUUAUGAGAAGAAUAAGAGGGACAGCAGGCAGUUUUGUGUUCCUGUUUUCGUAUCUUACUCUGUGGUUCCGCCAGAGGUCAAUUUAUAACGAUCCAGCAAUGAGACAUCUUACAACAAAGACGACGCGUACCUUAAGUAUAGUUGUUGUUUUUCUCCUGACCCUAUCUCCUCUGACAACAUUUCUUAUUUAUGUAUCUGCUUAUACAUUUGCUGUGGUGGAUUCUGGAUGUGCUAUUGUUUCUUCGACUGUAAAUCCACAAGCGAUGUGGAUUGUCAUUGGCUCGACUUCCCUUCUGAUGCAAUUUAUGUUGCUUUGGCUUUUUGUUAUUCCUUUAUACAAGCAUAAGUCAAACCUAACACAAGGUGGAAAUUUAGGGAAUCGUCUAAAAAUCAAAUCUAUUACACGAAGGGCUUUUAUUACAGGCUUGGCUUGUUCUAUCACCGAUACAUUAUCUGUCGCUAUGGCUGCUUCAUCUGUUUUACGUGACGGUGUUACUUUACCGUUGUCAAUGUAUAUCACUCUUCUGGUAAACCUUUUAAUGGUUUUGUUGUCUUUCCCGGAUUGGAAAAAGAAAAUGCUGCCGUGUUGUAUCCAUAUUUGGAUCACCAAACCGCCCGAAGAGGAGAGUAGCCAGGGUAGAAUUUCCAGCAAAGAGACAGAAGCCUGAGUAAAUUCCAAGAUGAAAAUAUUAAUGUCGUCACAAUGAGAGAUUACUCCACAGUUUCCUUUAUAGGAAAAAAUUGGCGGAGAAGUUAAAGCUGUGGGUGUAUUCUUCAAAGUGGAAAUA